Molecule: messenger RNA, 2305 nt
Organism: Candoia aspera
Lineage: Eukaryota; Metazoa; Chordata; Lepidosauria; Squamata; Candoiidae
Gene: ECD
Product: ecdysoneless cell cycle regulator
Exons: 13
Coding region: 38-1960 (640 amino acids)
Cellular component (GO): nucleus
Source: RefSeq, a predicted model, not a curated record
AAUAUUUCUCUUUUAAAAGGGGCCUGUGAGUUGCAGAAUGGAGAAGCAGUUAAGUUCUGUGACUGUAGAUGAUGCAGUCUGUUACCAGUUAUUCCUAAUACAUGAAUCAGAAGACCUAGAACAUCGUCAAGGCAUUCUCCAGCAAUAUAUUGAAAGAAUACUAGCACAUUUUGCCCCCAUCCUGGUUUGCUAUAUUUGGCAAAAUGAACCAUUUAAUUUAAAGUACAAACCUGCAAAAGGAAAUAUUCCUGCUCAUAUUGCUGGUCUUACAAAGUUUGGUGAUAAUAUUGAAGAUGAAUGGUUUAUCGUUUACCUCAUAAAAGAAAUUACAAAAGAAUUUCCAGAAUUAUUAGCUAGAGUGGAUGAUAAUGAUGGUGAAUUCCUUCUGAUAGAAGCAGCUGAUUAUCUUCCAAAGUGGUUGAAUCCUGAAAAUAGCAUCAAUCGGGUAUUCUUUCAUAGUGGAGAAUUAUGCAUAAUUCCAUUACCAAAGACUCCUGAAGAGAAGGGAUUACUGCCUGCUAUAAAUCCUACAAUUCCCCAAGUGCUGAAAUUAUUUUCUACCCAUUCUGGGCAUUUUGUGGCUUCAAAAUCUAUUAAAGCAGCUGUAUAUAAACGCAUCAAUGGGUAUCCUGAGAAGAUCCAGACCUUUCUUCAUCGAGCUCGCUGUUACCUUCCAGCAGGCAUUGCGGUAGUUCUGAAGCAACGUCCUGCGUUAGUGGCAGCGGCAGUCCAAGCUUUUUACCUUCGAGAUCCCAUUGACUUAAAAGCAUGCCGCAUUUUCAAAAUCUUCCCCCCUGAGACAUGUGUGAUGACAUCAGUUACUUUUACAAAGUGUCUAUAUGCGCAGCUGAUUCAACAGGCAUUUGUACCAGACAAACGGAGUGGCUAUUUGUUGCCUCCUCGUUCACAUCUUCAGUUCAAAGCAUAUGAACUAGGCAUGAAACUGGCUCAUGGUUUUGAAAUUUUAUGCUCAAAGUGUAGUUCAGCUUCUCCUGAUUCCAAGAAACAAAUGUUGAAUGUUCCAUUAUGGGAUAGCUUUCUCAGUGCCCUCCAGAAGAACAAUUAUUUUAAGGGUGAAAUAGAAGGUUCUGCUCAGUAUCUUCAUCAGUUGCAAAUGGCAGAAAACUAUUUUCUACAGACUGUAGCCAACCCAGAAAGUUCAGCUGCUGUUAGCCCAGGAGAAGAAAUUCAGAAAAUAUUAAAAACAAAUUCCUUUAAUUUGGAGGAUUUGAGAAAAAACUCAAACAUUCUACCUCCAGAGGAUGAUGACAGUUGGCUGGAGAUUUCUCCAGAUGCUCUGGAUCAGAUUCUUAAGGAGACAUCUGGCAUGAACAAAUCAUCUGCUGCUCCAGAGGAAAACCAGAACUAUGACUUGACUGAGGUUGCUGAAAGCAUGAAGGCUUUUAUAUCCAAAGUCUCAACGUACAAAGGAGCAGAAAUGCCACGGUCUUCUGCUGAUGCCCCUGUCAGUUUUGAUGUUGACUCAUUCACAGACGCUUUGGAUAAAAUACUGGGGCCAAAUUCAGAAGAGCUUGACUCUGAUGACUUAGAAGAAGAAGAAGAAGAAUUUGACUUCUUAGACAGCGAUGAAGAAUCUGCUUUAAAAGCUGGUACUCAAGGAGAUACAGCAUCUUGGAAUGAAACAGCUGGAGGUCUCCAAUCAUACAUGAAAGAAAUGGAUCAUGAAUUAGCGUCCACCACUAUUGGCAAAAGCUUUACCAAUCAGAAGAAAGGGGCGAGAUCCGGUAAAGUAUUUUCACAUGAAGACCCUAACAUAGAUUUGGAAGGCCAUCUGAGUAAAGAAGACCCUGAUGCAACACCUGUGGACAUUGACUUGAACCUUGUAACUAACUUGCUGGACUCCUAUAAUGCACAAGCUGGACUACCAGGACCCGUUUCUAACAUUCUGCAGAGCAUGGGAGUACAUUUGCCAGAAAAUGCAGACCACAAACCUCACUAGCGGUUCAUUGAUGCAAUAAACUGGUUCCCUAGUUUAAAGGAUACGUUGCUAAGUAAAAGCAUUAUUCUAAAAGAAACCGUUUUUUAAUUAAGUUCUCAGAAGAUGCAUCAUGCAGGCAGAUUUAAAUCAAUGGGAGUAUCAUCAUCAGCUACUUAACCACUCGCGGAAUCUUUUCUAAAACAAAAAAUAAUUGCAAAGUGCUGACAAAAUGGACUGCAAAUAUUUUUGUAAGACGUUUUAUAUUCUUUAAAAUACUUGGAAUUUUCUUGCAAAUAUCUUGGAACUUCUUUUAAAAAAACAGAAGAAACUUUGUCUACACUGUUUAAUAAACAUUACACAACUUUC